Molecule: messenger RNA, 1626 nt
Organism: Porites evermanni
Lineage: Eukaryota; Metazoa; Cnidaria; Anthozoa; Scleractinia; Poritidae
Source: the annotation of a GenBank genome assembly
AUGGCAGAAAGAACCCGACCAGACAGACGGAUUUUCGGAGAGAUCAUUUUCCCCUUAAAUGCAAGACAGUUUUCAUCUACAUUCCUUGAUUUUUGCCGUAAUAGUCGAGGAUAUGGGGACGAUGUGAGAACUGAAGAUAAGGAUGCAACAAAAAGGCUGUUAAAACCUGCCUCAGCUGUAACAGACAACGGUGUAACUAACAAAUAUACUAUUCCAAUUUGUCAUCCGCUUGGCAACAUAAUGUGGGACUUCGUAAGACAAUGCACGGUGGAGGAGAGUCAGUCGAGAAAACAGGAGACUGACCCUUUGCGUGCAUGUGGUUGGAAUUCUCAAAGAGAAUAUGACUUCAUAAACAAUAACGCAUGUCAAAGUGAUGAUGAUGAUGACAAUAAGGAUGAUGGUGGUGGUGGUGGUGUCAAUGAUGAUGAUGAUGAUGUUGACGUUGAUGAUGAUGAUGAUGAUGUUGAUGAUGAUGAUGAUGAUGAUAAUGAUGAUGAUAUCGACAAUAGCAGUGAUUCCUCUCAGAAUAUUUUUCACUGUGUCAUUGAGCAAGCCAGUCUUUCAAAGGAAACCAAGUUGAGUUCAGAUUUAUUAAAUGAAGUUGAAAACAGGACCAGGGUCGAUAAUAAUUUCAUUCUAGAUGAUGGUUUGUGGGAGGUAGAGAAAAACAUACACAGUGAAGAACUAGUAUCAGCUUACUGGCACAGCAGGGGUAAUGGUAUAAGUAGUGAUUUCUCAAAUGGCAAGCAUCUUUCUGGCAAUUCAGUCAGAAAAAAUGGAAAAAAUUUAAAUGAAUCAUUGCUUAGUGACAAGACAGAAAUGAUCGAGCCAUUACCUUUUAAAAAGCAAGGAAAAUACCAUGGAAGAGCUGUUUCACCAUCUGUGACAAUGAAUCUCAAAGUGGAAGCUCUAAAUUCAAUUUUACACACUGAAACAAGACUCUCAAGAAAUGUUCCAAAUGAGGAUGUGGAUAUUUAUGGCAAGGUUGCUAUUUUGUAUGGUUCUCAGGAAACUGACAGUUCUCAUAUUUCAGUGCUUGAAAGUGAAGUAGUUGGUCUGUAUGACUACAUCACAGGGAUUGUAGAAACAUUAGAACGACACAGGUGCAGACAUGAGGAUAACCAUGAUGGAUGCGAGGUAUGACGUUUCUUAUGUUUGGGACUGGAUAGAUUCCAGUUACAGUAAAUUAUUUGAAAAUUGAAUCCAUCAGUCGUAGCUGCCACUGGUAUCAAAUUCAGAUAUGCAUUCCUGCAGUAAAAUGAACACUGAAUUUUAGACAAAAACUACCUUUCUUGUUGGUCAGAUUGAAGAAAAAAUGAACUCAAUUUUCAAAUAACAAAUCCACUUCAAUAGAAUCUAUGGUCGUAAAUUUUGAUGUUCUGGGGGCAUUCCAGGAGAAAACUCUAAAGUUAUUUUCAUGUAUAACUGAACUUCUAAUAAUAAAUAUUGGGCUCGAUCAACCCUCCCCAUCCCUGCUAGGAGGUUAGUUAUAUCUAUUUAGUUAGUUAGAUUUAGUGGUUUCUGUUUCUUGUUUAGAAUACCAGUACCAAAGACCCCUUACCAUCAAGGGUAAACACAUUUGUGCAUCUCAGUGCAUUCCUGGACCAACAUUAUCAAAUCUCUUAA